This is a messenger RNA of Mangifera indica (mango), 2212 nucleotides long. Its product is annotated as pentatricopeptide repeat-containing protein At1g08070, chloroplastic-like. NCBI's taxonomy places the organism in Eukaryota, Viridiplantae, Streptophyta, Magnoliopsida, Sapindales, Anacardiaceae. The coding region runs from base 93 to 1931 and encodes 612 amino acids. The transcript has a single exon. Gene Ontology annotation, molecular function: RNA binding; protein binding. The record is from RefSeq and is a predicted model, not a curated record. Gene Ontology annotation, biological process: RNA modification.
GGUCUAUCUCACACAAACCUGUGCAAGAAUUAGGACAAUGUUAUGUCAUGCUUUAAACGUUCAAACUUCACUUUCCCAAAGCAGGGGAAGAAAUGGUGAGCAUCAGUAAUUUUCAACAGCUCUCUCUUCUUCACAAACUGGAAUCAUCAAAUUCUGUUGACGAGCUUAAACAAAUCCAUGCCUUAAUCAUCAGAACAGGCUUUCCCCAAACUGAACUCUUGUGUGAUAAAAUCGUGUCAUUCCUGGAUUCUCCUCGCAAUGAAACGCUGCACUACGCUGGCUCGCUCAUCAAGCACUUGAAAAAUCCGAAAGUCCACCAGUAUAAUUCAAUAAUUAAAUGCCUUUGCAGGUCUAGUUCCAAGUCAUCAGAAGCAAUUGCGUUAUAUAAAGAAAUGCUGGGAAAAGACCUUCUUCCUAACUCUUAUACCAUACCCUAUGUCCUCAAGGCGUGUGCGCAAUCUCGGGCUCUUAGAGUAGGCCAGCAGAUUCACGCAUAUUCUAUCAAGACGCUUCUGCUAUCCAAUGUGUACGUGUUCAACACUCUGAUGAGGCUAUAUGCUGUUUGUGGGCUUAUCGGAGCUGUUCACAAUUUGUUCCACUUCCACCAAGGUCCUCAAAGAGAUGUGGUAUCAUGGACUACUUUUAUCCAGGCUUACGUCAAGAUGGGAUAUCCUAGAGAAGCGAUUCAGACAUUCUUUGACAUGUGCCAAGCCAACCUAAGACCCGACGGGAUGAUAUUGGUCAUCGUGCUCUCCGCCUGCUCUAAAUUGGGAGAUAUAAUUUUGGGUACAAAAAUACAUACAUAUGUCCAUGAUGAUGGACUCGAUCUCAGUCGAGAUGUUUUUGUGGGAAAUGCAUUAGUCGACAUGUACUUGAAAUGUGGGAAUGCCUAUUUAGCUUGUAAGGUGUUUGAUGAGAUGCCUGUUAAAAAUGUUGUUUCAUGGAAUUCUAUGAUAGGGGGACUAGCUCAGCUAGGUGAAUUUAAGGAAGCAUUGGAAAAGUUCCAGAGAAUGCAAGUUGUAGGUCUUAAGCCAGAUGAUGUUACAUUAGUUUGCAUUCUGAAUUGUUGUGCUAAUCUUGGCUUGCUCGAAUUGGGCCAGUGGGUUCAUGCAUACGCAGAUAAAAAUCAUAUCAGAGCAGAUGGUUUUAUAGGGAAUGCUCUGGUUGAUAUGUAUGCCAAAUGUGGAAGCAUAGACCGGGCCUCUUGGGUGUUUCAGAACAUGAACUGCAGAGAUGUCUAUUCAUACACUGCUAUGAUAGUUGGGUUAGCAAUGCACGGUGAAGCUGAGAAAGUUCUCCAUAUUUUCUCCAGGAUGUCUACAAUAGGAAUAGAACCGGAUGAAGUAACAUUUGUUGGUGUCCUCUCUGCAUGUAGUCAUGUGGGGUUAGUGGAGGAAGGCCGCAAGUAUUUUGCAGACAUGUCAAGGGUUUACAACCUGAAACCUCAAACUGAGCACUAUGCUUGUAUGGUUGACCUCUUUGGUCGUGCUGGACUAAUAGAUGAGGCAGUUGAGCUUAUAAAAGAUAUGCCAAUCAUGCCUGAUGCCUUUGUUUGGGGUGCGUUACUUGGAGCUUGUAAAAUUCAUGCAAAGGUGGAGCUUGGGGAAAUUGUUAUGGAAGAACUGGUGAAAGUUGAACCUGAGAGAGAUGGCGCAUAUAUGCUCAUGUCAAACAUAUAUUCCUCUGCAAACAGAUGGGAGGAAGCAUUGAAGUUGAGAAAGACAAUGAAAGAAAGGAACAUGAAGAAAACCCCUGGUUGUAGUACAGUUGAAGUUGCUGGUGAGGUUCAUGAAUUCAGAAAGGGAGACAAAUCACACCCCAAAAGCAUGGAGAUUUACAAGCUCCUGGAAGAAAUGAUGAGCAUUUUAAAAAAUUAUGGGUACUUAGCCCACAACAGUGAAUUCAUUCCACUAAAUAUUGAAAUGGAGUGAUCUGACAAAUGUCCUCAGCUUGUUCACCCCUUCUAUUACAUAAAGGAGUCCGAGGGCUUUCUGCACUAUUUGAGAGCUUGUAAAAGAGGAUUGUGAUCAAUUAUGUCACUCACAUCAAAGGCGAUGUUCAGCUCAAUAUUCAUCUGAUGAGUCAACUUGAUUGGUUGAGUUUUCCUCGUCAAAACUUGUAUUUCAUUAACGUCACUACAUAUUGUAACUGUAAAAAGAUUUCAGGUUGAAAUCAUUUAAUCCAGUUUGAAAUGUUAAGACGCAUUUGCAUA